UAAAGUCUUUUCUCCUAGCAAAAUUUGAAGAGAUUUGGAGAGUGCUUGGGGACUUUAACCAUCACUAGUAGAAAAAGAUAAAUGGACACCGCCAAAUGCCCACCGGAUAUUGAAAACCGGUGGUAAAAAUGUAAGACAAGACAAAAAAAAAAUACGUUUAAUAGAGAGAAAUGCCCACCGGUUAACCGGUGGCCUUUUCCCAAAUAAAUAAAAAUCCCUAAAUUAGAACACUCACUCUUUCCUUGUUAUUCACGAACUAUCUCGUUCUCUCUCCUCACUCUCCUGUUUCCUCUCUCCUCUCAAACUCUCUGUCUCCUCUCUCUUCUCGCGCCACCGCAGCCACCACAAGCGCAACCAUCCCCUCUCUCCUCUUUCUCCAUCCUAGCUUCCCACCACAUCCACCACCAGCGCAACCCUCCUCUCUCUGCAUCCUAGCUUUCCACCACCACCACCGCAUUCGUCACUAAUGAAGAUGUCAAAGCAAGUCCUUAAAAAACUUGGAGAACGAUCCCUAGAUCUCUAAUGGUGACGUUGCUCCUCACAAGGUUCGGCAACGUUUGAAGAGAGACCAUGGCAUUGAAGGUGGAAUCCCUGUGGUGUUCUCCCUGGAAAAACCGAAAGUAAAACUGCUUCCAUUCAAGGGUCUUAAUGGAGAAGAGGAAAAUCCUUCUGAUUACCAAGUUGUACCAGGGUUUAGGGUCCGGAUUAUACCUGUUCUUGGAUCUGUGCCUGCGAUUUUUGGGCAAAUUAUGUCCUCGUAUGUUGUCACAAAGCUAGCAGGGCUGCGAAUUGAAAAUGAGCCAAUAGUUAAUUUUGAUGUGGAGCACUAUCAAGCUCUCCAUCAACGGUUGAUUGAGCAUGAAGAACUAGUUUAUGGUACUGCUAGCGAAGUACAGGUAGAUGUUGAAGAAGUGAGGUAUGUUGUCAAGGAGUUGUGGCAUGGACGAAGUGCUAAAGAUGGUUCUUUUAAUGGCGUGGGACGUGCAAUGUGGCGAUCCGUUAACGAAUUGAUGCUUGUAAGGUGGGAUAGCACAAAGCCUGCAUCUGUUUCAAACUUGAUUCUUCUGAAGUUCGAUGAGGUGGAUGAACAUGAAUCAAUGACACUUGAUGACAUUAAAGAGAAGGAACCAGAGUUUUUAAAACGUGUGUCUAAUGUUCUAAAGCGAGCUGAUUUGGACUUCUGCCUGUAACUGCACUUCAUGUCCUCCAUCUCUAAAUUCAGUCAUUCUUGUUAAUGAAGGGUCCUUCUUCGAUUCAUACAUAGUCCUAAAAUCAAAAUGGCCUCAAAUAUGAAGAUCAGAAAGUAGUCAAGGGAUUCACUCCUCAACAGAGGCCAAAAAAGAAGACAAUUAAUGCUGCAAUGUAGUGUUCCCUCAAUGUGAUGGCCCUUUUUGUGCUAAGAGGUGACAGGGAGGCCAAAUCUCAAAUAAAUAAUGAUUAAUGACAGGGAGAAUUUUACAAAAUAGAUAAUGACAGGGUGCUGUUUACAAAAUUGAGUUAUUUAUUUAGAUCUCCCCAAGCUUUUAUGCCUAUUUACUAGAGCUAUUAUGCCUUUUAUCAAUUCUUCAAUCGUCCAAAAUUUUCCUAAAAUCCGUUUGGUUGAAUGUAAGAAUUGCAACUUCUUUGGAAAUAUUAUUUCCCAUGUUGGAUUUUC
Molecule: messenger RNA, 1654 nt
Organism: Chenopodium quinoa (quinoa)
Lineage: Eukaryota; Viridiplantae; Streptophyta; Magnoliopsida; Caryophyllales; Amaranthaceae
Product: tRNA threonylcarbamoyladenosine dehydratase 1-like
Exons: 7
Coding region: 750-1190 (146 amino acids)
Biological process (GO): cyclic threonylcarbamoyladenosine biosynthetic process
Cellular component (GO): plastid
Molecular function (GO): tRNA threonylcarbamoyladenosine dehydratase activity
Source: RefSeq, a predicted model, not a curated record